Molecule: messenger RNA, 2519 nt
Organism: Pygocentrus nattereri (red-bellied piranha)
Lineage: Eukaryota; Metazoa; Chordata; Actinopteri; Characiformes; Serrasalmidae
Gene: amh
Product: anti-Mullerian hormone
Exons: 7
Coding region: 17-1657 (546 amino acids)
Biological process (GO): gonad development
Molecular function (GO): growth factor activity
Source: RefSeq, a predicted model, not a curated record
UUGUGACUGUGGGGCCAUGGCUGUGCAGACAGGGCUUAGGCUGUUGCUGGUUCUGUCUGUGACUGCGGUCACAGGGCCACAUACUACUGCAGAGGGAAAGCUGGACCAGAGCCAGGACAUGACCCCAGUCCAUCCACGGCCAGGUCAGUCACUUCCAUACUCGGACAGGCACGAGCCGUGUGUUGAGAAGCAGCCGCGCUUGCAUGAUGCUCUGACUGACUUCCUACUUGCUUUGCAUGAUGGCUGGAAUAAGCAGAGUGAGCUGGGAAAGGAGGAAUUAGCUCAGUUUGGAAUUUGUUCAGAUUCUGAUGGUGUACAGCAUCAGCAGUUUUCAUCACUACUAAUGCUGGGUCAAACGGCACAUAAAGAAGACAGUGGCCCAGGAUAUUUUCACACCAAAAAAGAACACUGGAAUGUUGAUGAGAACGGAAAAUUCACGUUGACCCUUCACCUCACAAGACCAUGCAAGGAUUAUCAACAAAGCAUGCUGUCCUCCAUCAUGCUCCUGUUCUUUGUGGACACCAUUAACACAGAGGGGUUAAACAUAAAGUUCAGCAGUCAUGCCCUUCAGCCAAACAAGCAGACAGUGUGUGUUUCUAAGGGGACACAGUUCAUAGUUCUGCCAGUCGGCCAGGCAGAGAUCUUCAGGCAUGGUCACCUGAAGCUGAAAAUUGUUGUGGAUUCUCAGGAUGACAGUGAGUGGAAAAUGGGUUUGGCCGACUUUCAAGCCAUCAUGGUGAAGAAGGACACCAGAACCAAUAUUCCACUGAGCCCAGUGGUUCUUUUCUUUACAUACAGAACUACAAGUGAACUACGUCCAGCUCCUUCAAAUCGAACGUUCUUCUUCCUGUGUGAGCUCCAGAGGUUUCUGAAUGAAAUCCCCCUUCAGAGAAAUCCAGCAAGUCCAGCCCAGAAAGGGGCCCCAAUCUCUCAGAGUGUUCUUCACUCUCUGCCUCCUCUGACUCUUGGAGUGUCAUCAAGUGAGUCUCUUCUUCUAGAGCUGAUUAAUUCCUCCAGCCCGACCGUCUUCUCCUUCCCCCGCCACAGUCUGGGGCUGCAGAGCCACCGAGUGGAGCUGGACCUGAACCCAGAGCUGCUGUCUGUACUGAGGCUGCGGCUGGACGAGUCCUUAGCUCAGGUCCGCAAGGAGGAAGCUGGACGCGGUGUGAUGGACAAACUGCAGAUUCUCACUGCCCUCACUGCUCUCCCUGAUGGAGAAGAAGGAGCAGAAACAGGUUUGGAGAACCCUCAUGAGGUCCAGUACAGGGCAUUCUUGCUGCUGAAGGCAUUACAGACUGUGUUGGGCACGUGGGCAGUGGAGAGAGCACAGCGGGCCGCCAGAGCUGACCAGGUAGGCCCAACGAAGCCGAGUCAGUGUCGCCUUCAUAGCCUUACUGUAUCUCUGGAAAAGUACUUGCUCGAGCCACCUUCAGCCAACAUUAACAACUGUGAAGGACCGUGCGGUUUCCCACUGACCAGCGGCACCAACCACGCUAUCCUGCUGAACAGCCACCUGCAGAGCGGUCAGUCUCUGAACCGCACACUCUGCUGUGUGCCUGUGGACUAUGAUGACCUGUGUGUGAUUGAAGUGGGCAGUGAGGGCUCCAUCAUCUCUUACAAAACAAACAUGAUAGCCAAACAGUGUGAAUGUCGCUGACAUGCUCAGAUUGCAGAACUACAGGCAAAAGUUUGGAAGCGAGGAGUGAUUUACUGACAUAUUAUACAGGAAACGCCUUCACUGUCUUUGUUGAUAAGCACUUACACAGACCCGUUUUUAGUUAUUUACAUAUUCCUAAUUUAACACACCUGAUGAGGGCUGUUUUGUCAUUGCACAGUUCAGUCCACUUGCAUUGCUUGGCCUGUUUUAUAAAGCUCUGGGUACUUUAUUAACUGUAAAAAUAAUAGAUUUCUCAAUCACCAAUAUCAUUGACAAUGACAGCCCUAUGAUUAAUGAUACCUGAUUUAAUUAAUCAGGCCUUCGGGGAGAGGAUUUUUGUUUAUGUUUAUCUGUUGUUUAUAUAUACAUUCUCCAAGAUAUGCAUGUGUUCUGACAGAGACCUCACAAAUUAGUCUAUAUUGCAUUUAUAUUUACAUGUAAGCACAUCUUUAUCCAACCACAAAGCAGUUCUGUACUGCAAUGUUUUAUGCAGAGCAAUGAUAUACAGUCCUACCAAACAAGAAAAGCCAGGGCCAGGAGACUGGACCUUUUCUGAAACUAAAAUACUAUUGACAAAUACCAAUUUGACUAAGUAGGAUACUUGUGUAGGCAAUUCAGCAAUGCAUGUGUCUGUGUUUAUAUCAGUAAGUGGCUAGAUUUUUAAAAAGGAGUGUUUUGAACGCAGGAGAGGUGGAGUUAUCCUUGUGCUUCUGACAUGCUUAAGUAAUGUCAGUAAUGUCUCAAGUAAUCUCAAGUAAUGUCUAGACAUGACAUAACAUGUCUAGAAAUAAGCUAUAUAACAUUAUAGUAAGUACACAACCAUCUCAAAAAGGGAAAUAUUAGAUAUAUUGACUAGAUUUAA